AUGACAACUUCAAGUAUUAUUAAUUUACAAAUGAAUAAUAACAAUAAUUCUAAAAUUCAAUCAGAAAAAAUUAAAGAUAAUAAACAAGAAUGUUCUAAUAAUAUUACUUCAUCAAUGAUUGCUCGUCUCGAAUUUCCGAAUCAACAACAACAACAAUCUAAUGAUGAUAAAUUACAAUUAAAAUAUUCUUGGGGUACUUACUUUUACAAGGCUGAUAAACAACGAGAUUGGAAACAAAAUGUUAUCUAUAUAACAUCUAUCAGUUAUAUUGAAGAUUUUUGGUCAUUUUAUACUCAUACAUAUGGUCUAAGAGAUCUAUCAAAUGGAUCUGAUUAUAUGUUUUUCAAAUCCGGCUGUCUUCCAAUGUGGGAAGAUGUAUCAUCACGUGGUGGUGGUAAAUGGAUAAUUACAGUUGAUCCAAAACGACGUAAACGUGAUCUUGAUGGUUAUUGGCUUCAUUUAAUGUUACUUCUUAUUGGCGACAUGUUUGGUGUUAAUUUGAGUCCAUAUAUCAAUGGUGCCGUUGUUUCAUUACGUGUCAAAGGUGAUCGAUUAGCUUUAUGGUUAAAAAAGAUUGAUGAUUUAAAUUUAAUUAAAUCAAUUGGAAUGAAAUUUAAAGAUCUACUUAAUAUUCCAUCUGAUAUUCAACUUAUUUAUGAAUAUCAUGAACCGAAAUUCGAUGACUAUAAUAAUGAAAUUCGUCUUGUGCUUUAA
Molecule: messenger RNA, 714 nt
Organism: Rotaria sp. Silwood1
Lineage: Eukaryota; Metazoa; Rotifera; Eurotatoria; Philodinida; Philodinidae
Source: the annotation of a GenBank genome assembly